This is a messenger RNA of Hibiscus syriacus, 1590 nucleotides long. Its product is annotated as rho GTPase-activating protein 5-like. Bases 77 to 1462 code for a protein of 461 amino acids. NCBI's taxonomy places the organism in Eukaryota, Viridiplantae, Streptophyta, Magnoliopsida, Malvales, Malvaceae. Gene Ontology annotation, molecular function: GTPase activator activity. The record is from RefSeq and is a predicted model, not a curated record. Gene Ontology annotation, biological process: signal transduction. The transcript has 5 exons.
UUUCUUCAUCAACUCUUGUUCUUCUUCUUCUUUUUAUUAUUUAUUUGUAUGUUCCUUUCUUCUCUAGGAAAAAAAGAUGAGUGGAUUGUUUCGAUCCAAAUCUUGUGGAUUUGUCGGAAUCACUGAGUUGGGCCAUGCUCCUCCGAGUCGCUUAUUCCACCAAGCCAAAACCGGCGACUGUGGAGCCUCUGAGAAACAAGAAAAGGAAGAAGAGUUAGAAGACGACGACGAAGACGAAGAAGAAAAUGAGUAUGAUGGAGAUCCCAUUGCUACGACGCCGUUUACAAGCCCCAAGUCAAGAUUUAGCAGUAGUAGUAGUCAGGGUCAAAGCCGUGAUUCAACGUCAAAAGACAAUAACCAGUUCCAGUUCCCUUUUCUGGACAUUCUGGCGGCGUUGUUAAGGAAGUCGCUGGUCACGUGCAGCGUGGAUACCGACGACGUGUCUUCCAUGGACAUCAGCUUGCCGACUGAAGUCAGGCACGUCUCACACGUGACCUUCGACCGCUUCAAUGGUUUCCUUGGCUUGCCUACUGAGCUCCAGCAUGAUGUUCCCAGAAGGGUUCCCAGUGCCAGUGCAAGUGUUUUUGGAGUUUCUGCCGAGUCAAUGCAGUGUUCUUAUGAUGACCGAGGGAACAGUGUGCCAACUAUUCUUCUUAUGAUGCAGAAACGUCUGUAUGCAGCAGGAGGAUUGAAGGCGGAAGGGAUAUUCCGGAUCAACGCCGAAAAUAGCCAAGAAGAGUAUGUCCGAGACGAGUUAAACAAAGGAGUAGUACCACGUGGAAUUGAUGUCCAUUGUUUGGCAGGUCUGAUAAAGGCAUGGCUUAGAGAACUUCCUAGUGGAGUACUUGAUUCCCUCACACCGGAGCAGGUGAUGCACUGCAACACCGAGGAUGACUGUGCUGAACUCGUCAAGUUACUUCCUCAAACAGAAGCUUCUCUCCUUGACUGGUCUAUCAAUUUGAUGGCUGAUGUUGUGCAGCAUGAACAAUACAACAAAAUGAACGCACGAAACGUCGCCAUGGUUUUUGCACCAAACAUGACUCAGAUGGCUGAUCCUUUGACAGCAUUGAUUCAUGCUGUGCAAGUGAUGAACUUCCUCAAGACACUGAUCUUAAAGACACAGGGUGAAAGGGAGGAGUCAGCUUCCACUGCUAAGCUUUUGCGGGCUGCCAUAAUGUGUAGACUGGAAUGUGUCGCUGGAGAGAAACUAUGGAGCUCUGGUAUAGGUGACGGGGAAGAGGAAUUCGAUUCCAUUUCAGGUGACAUCACGCCAAGUGGAUGUGAAAUGAGGUCUGUUGAAAAUGAAUGCAGAGGUGCGUACGAUAAUAAGGACCGGCUAAGUUUAAGAAAAGGUGUACUGCGGUUAUGCAGGCACCCUGUAUUUCAGUUGAGUAAGUCGAGUAAGAAGACCCGAAAUCUGGGGAUUGUAAAUACUGGACGAGGUGGAGAAGCCUGUGUGUAGCACAUCCCUAAAUGUUUGUGUUCCUUUUUGAUCAUUUUAGGCCAUUUCUGGCUGUGUAUGCGAAAUUUAUAGUUUCUAGGUUUUGUUUGGAAGUACUAACUGAAAGCUAUAGAUUAAUCAUCUCCCUC